UCGGUAGUGGAGGAGAUGGAGAGAGGUUCCUUUGUCGCCAAUGUGGCAAAGGCCCUGCACCUGGAGGCGGGGGAGCUAUCAAAUCGGAGGGGCAGAGUCGUUUUCAAAGGGAACAAAGAUUAUUUACAGCUACACCCUAAAACCGGGGAUCUUCUCCUGAGAGAGAAACUGGAUCGGGAGGAGCUGUGUGGCCCCGCCGAGCUCUGUAUGCUGCCUUUCCAGAUCUUACUGGAAAGACCCUUUCAGAUUGUACGUGCUGAGCUGAUAGUGGAAGACAUUAAUGACCAUUCACCAAUGUUCCUAAACAAUGAGAUGGUGCUGAAAAUCCCUGAGAACACCUCUCCUGGAACUGUAUUUGUACUAGAAAAUGCACAGGAUUUAGAUGUAGGAAACAACAGUCUCCAAAACUACACAAUCAGUCCCAACUCCCAUUUCCACAUUCAAAUUCGAGGGGACGCAGAGGGCAGGAAAUACCCAGAGCUUGUACUGGAUAAAGCCCUGGAUCGGGAGGAGCAACCUGAGGUAAUUUUAACCCUCACUGCGCUUGAUGGGGAAUCUCCACCCAGGUCUGGAACUGCCCAAGUCCGAGUCCUUGUAGUAGAUAUCAAUGACAAUGCACCUGUGUUUGCCCAGCCGCGUUAUGAGGUUCAGAUCCCUGAGAAUAGCUCCAUUGGAUCCCGAGUUGUCACAGUCUCAGCGACAGAUUUAGACGCAGGAAAUAAUGCCGAUAUAUCCUAUACAUUUUUGCAUGCCUCUGAAAACAUUCGUAAAACGUUUCAACUGUCAGAGAAAUCUGGGGAACUUUAUCUAAAGGAAAAAGUAGAUUUUGAAUUAAUUCAGUCUUACACCAUCAACAUUCAGGCCACAGAUGGUGGAAGCCUUUCUGGGAAAUGUACUAUUAUUGUUCAGGUGAUGGAUCUAAACGACAAUCCUCCUGAAUUGACAAUAUCUUCACUUACCAGUCCCAUCCCAGAGAAUUCUCCUGAAACUGUGGUAGCUGUCUUCAGAGUUUCAGAUCUGGACUCUGGGGAAAAUGGAAGGGUGGUUUGCUCCAUUCAGGACGAUCUUCCUUUUGCCCUGAAACCCUCCAUUGAGAACUUCUAUACAUUGGUAACAGAAGGAGCACUAGAUAGAGAGAGAAAGGCCAAGUACAACAUCACUAUUACAGUGAUGGAUUUCGGUUCCCCAAGGCUGAAAUCUGAGCACUAUAUCCCAGUGUCCAUCUCUGAUGUCAAUGACAAUCCCCCAGUGUUUGCUCAGAGAGCCUACAAACUGUAUUUCAGGGAGAACAACAGCCCUGCCCUCCACAUUGGCAGUGUCAGUGCCAGUGACAGGGACUCAGGUAUCAAUGCCAAAGUCACUUACUCUCUGCUGCCUCCAGAGACUGGAGACCUGCCCCUCUUCUCCUACAUCUCCAUCAACUCAGACAAUGGACAUCUCUAUGCUCUCAGAUCCCUGGAUUAUGAAGCCAUUCAAGGUUUCCAUUUCACUGUGAGAGCAGCUGAUGGUGGUUCCCCAUCACUGAGCAGCCAGGUUCUGGUUCAGGUUUUGGUAGAAGAUGAGAAUGACAACUCUCCCUUUGUGCUGUACCCCCUGCAGAAUGGAACAGCUCCCUGCAAUGACCUGGUGCCCAGAGCUGCAGAGCCAGGUUACCUGGUGACCAAGGUGGUGGCUGUGGAUAGGGACUGGGGACAGAAUUCUUGGCUUUCCUACCAGCUUCUCAAGGCCACAGACCCAGGACUCUUCACUUUGUUGGCCCACAGUGGGGAAGUUCAUACAGCAAGGCCCAUCAGUGACAGAGAUGCCAUCAAGCAGAGGCUCCUGGUGCUAGUGAAGGACAAUGGGCAGCCACCUCUAUCCACAAUGGCCACACUGAAUGUGCUCCUGGUGGAUGGCUUCUCUGAGCCCUACAUUCAGCUUCCAGAUGCAACCGAGGAGGAGGUGCAGACUGACUCCCUUACCACCUACCUAGUCAUUUCUCUGGCCUCUGUCUCCUUUCUCUUCCUGGUCUCUGUUAUUAUGUUCAUUGCUUUUAGCCUGUGGAAGAGGAAAAGGGGUGCUAGUGAUGGUGGUCGAUUUGAUCCAAAUGGUCCUUUCCCAGGCUACUUGGUGGAUGUCAGUGGGACAGGGACCUUGUCCCAGAACUACCAUUAUGAGAUGUGUCUGACCAGUGGCUCAGGCACCAAUGAGUUCAAGUUCCUGAAGCCCAUUAAUCCCACCCUUCCUCCUACUCAUGCAAGUGAGAAAGACUCCACUGAGAACCCAAACUUAAGGAAUAGCUUUUGCUUCAAUUAGGUUUGACA
This is a messenger RNA of Trichosurus vulpecula (common brushtail), 2303 nucleotides long. RefSeq names its product protocadherin beta-2-like. Gene Ontology annotation, molecular function: calcium ion binding. The record is from RefSeq and is a predicted model, not a curated record. NCBI's taxonomy places the organism in Eukaryota, Metazoa, Chordata, Mammalia, Diprotodontia, Phalangeridae. Bases 16 to 2295 code for a protein of 759 amino acids. Gene Ontology annotation, cellular component: plasma membrane. The transcript has a single exon. Gene Ontology annotation, biological process: homophilic cell-cell adhesion.